Exophiala oligosperma is the source of this 1391-nucleotide messenger RNA. RefSeq lists its product as uncharacterized. NCBI's taxonomy places the organism in Eukaryota, Fungi, Ascomycota, Eurotiomycetes, Chaetothyriales, Herpotrichiellaceae. The record is from RefSeq and is a predicted model, not a curated record. Gene Ontology annotation, molecular function: aldose reductase (NADPH) activity. Gene Ontology annotation, cellular component: cytosol. The coding region runs from base 214 to 1131 and encodes 305 amino acids. The transcript has 2 exons.
GUUCAUCUUUGCCCCGCGAAAUUCGCCAAAUACAUUUUUAUUUAGUCUCCAAUUAUUACGCAGUGUUGUCCGAAGUACGGAGUACUCAGUAUUGUAUGUGCAUUCCGACUCACGACAAUAUAUAAAACCAUCCUCCUCUCACAGGAACUACUUUGUAUUUGAGUGCGCAUUCUCUCUAUUCUCAAUCAGUUCACGCCUACUCCAGCUGCAAACAUGACCGAUAUACCCCUCAAACUCAACACUGGCGCAACGAUUCCAGCAUUGGGAUUUGGAACAUGGCAAAGUCCAGAAGGACAAGUGCGAGCUGCCGUGUCACACGCCAUUAAAUCCGGCUACCGCCAUAUCGAUUGCGCUUAUGUAUACGGCAACGAGAAAGAGGUGGGCGAAGGAAUCAAAGAAGGUCUGGCAGCAACAGGACUCUCUCGAAACAAUCUAUUCAUAACCACCAAGGUAUGGUGCACAUACCAUACGAGAGUCGAACAGAACCUCGACAUGAGUUUGGGUCUACUUGGUCUGGAUUACGUCGAUCUAUACCUCUUGCACUGGCCCAUCGCUAUGAACCCAAACGGCAAUCAUGAAAAGUUCCCCAAGCUGGCCGACGGCUCAAGAGAUCUUCUUCGGUCCCGGUCACACGUCGACACGUACAAGGAUAUGGAGAAGCUACUGAAGACCGGCAAAGUCAAGGCCAUUGGUGUAUGCAAUUACUCCAAACGCUAUCUCGAGGAACUGCUGCCCAAGGUGGACAUAGUCCCUGCAGUCAACCAGAUUGAGAACCACCCUCUACUCCCACAGCAAGAAAUCGUCGAUUACUGCCAACAAAAGGGUAUCCAUGUGACGGCGUAUAGCCCUCUGGGGUCGACGGGAAGCCCACUCAUGAAAGACCCACAUGUCGUCAAGCUAGCGGAACAAAAGGGCACCACACCAGGCUGCAUUCUACUGAGUUACCACAUUGCACGAGGGAAUUCGGUGCUUGCCAAAUCAGUCACACCUUCACGGAUUGACGAGAACAAACAUAUUGUCGACCUGUCCUCGAGUGACCUUGCUUCGUUAGCUGAGAUUUCUCAAAAGGGUGUGACGCGGUUCGUGUAUCCUGAAUUUGGGGUUGAUUUCGGCUUCCCAGACAAGUCAUGAGCUUUCUUUUCGGAGGGAAUAGACACAUGCUUAGACAGGAUAGAUCUGAUAGGCGCCUCAAACAUAAAAUAAGAGUGUCAUGAAUUGGCGUCCCUUUCGAUCCUGUUCCGCAUUUCGUUUCUAUCGUACGCAGUUGGAUUCGAGUCCCGCGUGAGAUGUAUUGCGUAGCCCAGGCCACGACCGUCGCCCUCCUCUCACCUAUCUUGGGCCCUUUGACGUUGCCAUUCCGGAUGUCAUCUUGUCAAUCUCGGCGUCAAGAC